UGCUGCUGCUAGUGAAGAGUUUCAGUUUUUUGUGCUAAAUUUCUGUGUCUGGUAAGGGUCGAUUGAAUAGCGAGAAAUUUACGACCGAAACUGUAACUUGAUCGUGGACGUGGAUGUGAUCGUGACGAUGAUAUCACGCAGACGCCUCUAUAGCUGGACAACGCGUCUGCUCGCCAUCGGUUGCUAGCUAUUAAUACUCGUUGUGUUUUUUUUAGUCAAACCGUGUAACACUUGCCGCGUCGGCCGCCUAUACGUACCUGGUGAAGCAUCCGGAAGAUGCGGCGAUGAAGCGAAACUUCGAGGAAGCGAUCGACCUUCCCGGCAUCGAUCGAGACGAGAUACACAAUCUGGAGGAAAAGAAAUUCGUGGACCUGCUUAUUGGUGGAAUCGUGGACGAGCAGGACGGCAACUGGGAGCGAGCGAUCGAGCGGCUCGAAGGUUCCAUCAAGCAGUACAUCUUCGACGAAAACCAGUGCCGCGCGUUCAGCGAGGGUGAAUUUGAUCAUGGGUUCCUGCCCGACUUUAUCACCGCCAUUGGAAAUCACUUUACCUACGCACUCUACUGCAAUCGCAACUGCACCAUGGGCAUGCUGUUAUGGACACAGCUCCCCAUGGACGGUCCGGCAUGUCAUGGCGGCGAUAGAUGUCAGACGUAUGACGGACGCCCAUCUCUAUCGUCAGAUGGUCCGGCAUAUCAUGGCGGAUAGAAAUCUACGUAUGUGUUGCAUUUGUCUGACGAUGCUGCGGAAGAAGAUUUGAACCGUGGACCUGUAAGAGAAAGAGACGAUCGUGCAAAAUGAAUGCGUCUAUUAUUUUGGAUGAGCAUAUGUACUGUUCUAAACAGUGCAAUGAUAACACUGUUACGCCGAUACUGGUUCCAGUUCCGUGGUCGUCUGCUGCUUCACCAUCAGUGCAGAAUCCGUGCCCAUCCACAUCUGCUGCAGCAAGUGUGGUUAUUAAGCAGCCGGUUCCCAUUGCACUUGCCGAAUCCGCAAGUGCCGUGAAAAAUCCUCCGCGUCCAUCCACAUCGGUUGCAGCGGGUGCGGUUGGUCGGAAGCUUGCUCCCACUGCUGUUGUUGCAUCAGCGAGUGUCGUGCCGGAUCCU
Molecule: messenger RNA, 1105 nt
Organism: Anopheles stephensi (Asian malaria mosquito)
Lineage: Eukaryota; Metazoa; Arthropoda; Insecta; Diptera; Culicidae
Exons: 7
Coding region: 285-707 (140 amino acids)
Biological process (GO): collagen fibril organization
Cellular component (GO): endoplasmic reticulum
Molecular function (GO): collagen binding
Source: RefSeq, a predicted model, not a curated record